Messenger RNA from Vitis vinifera (wine grape), 372 nucleotides. RefSeq names its product peroxisomal 2,4-dienoyl-CoA reductase [(3E)-enoyl-CoA-producing]. Gene Ontology annotation, molecular function: 2,4-dienoyl-CoA reductase (NADPH) activity. The transcript is spliced from 2 exons. The coding region runs from base 1 to 372 and encodes 123 amino acids. Gene Ontology annotation, biological process: fatty acid catabolic process. The record is from RefSeq and is a predicted model, not a curated record. Lineage: Eukaryota; Viridiplantae; Streptophyta; Magnoliopsida; Vitales; Vitaceae.
AUGUGCCAUGAAGCACUUAAGUAUCUGAAGAAAGGGGGACCAGGGAAGAGCCCAUCUACUGGCGGAAUAAUCAUAAACAUCAGUGCAACCCUGCAUUACACAGCAACUUGGUAUCAAAUCCAUGUUUCUGCAACCAAGGCAGUUGUUGAUAGCAUAACUAGGAGCUUGGCAUUGGAGUGGGGAACAGAUUAUGAUAUAAGAGUGAAUGGGAUUGCACCCGGACCCAUUGAUGACACUGCUGGUCUAAGUAAACUUGCACCUGAGGACGUAGUGAGAAAGGCAAAAGAGCAUGAGCCUCUAUUUAAACUGAGGGAGAAAUGGGAUAUUGUUAUGGCUGCCGUGUACCUUGCAUCUAAAUCCUUGUCCAUGUGA